UGGACUAGGUAUACGAGAUUUGUUAAGGAAAUGUGACAAGGGGGGCAAUUUUGUGUCAAAAUUGCGUGACCUUGUUUAUGGAUGGCCCCUUUAGAAUAAAUGAUAAUACAGAAGAAAUCAUUUUUGACUCCUGGUUGAGUAAAGGUGAAAUUCGGCGAGCGGAACAAAAGUUGCAAGUACACAUCGCGCCGGGGAGUGUUGCGCCGGUGCACCAGUGUGCGCUAAACUAGGGCGAAGCAGCAGUAGCAUACGAACACAAACCCUCAAAAGGACUCAAAGAUGAACACCAGUCAGGGCACGGUGGGUAGUGACCCAGUUAUCUUGGCAACAGCGGGGUAUGACCAUACGGUGCGCUUUUGGCAGGCACACAGUGGCAUCUGCACUCGGACUGUCCAACACCAGGACUCUCAGGUCAAUUCUUUAGAAAUCAUGCCGGACCGCAGCAUGAUUGCAGCUGCAGGGUAUCAACACAUUAGAAUGUAUGAUCUCAACUCUAAUAAUCCUAAUCCUGUCAUUAAUUAUGAUGGUGUCAGCAAAAAUAUCUCUUCAGUUGGUUUUCAUGAAGAUGGCCGGUGGAUGUACACAGGUGGGGAAGACUGCAUGGCACGGAUUUGGGACCUUAGGUCACGCAACUUGCAGUGUCAAAGGAUUUUUCAGGUCAACGCACCCAUCAACUGCGUCUGCUUGCAUCCAAACCAGGCUGAAUUGAUUGUGGGGGAUCAGAGUGGUGUUAUUCACAUUUGGGACUUGAAAACGGAUCACAAUGAGCAGCUUAUUCCUGAGCCUGAUGUCUCCAUCAACUCGGUCCACAUUGAUCCUGAUGCAAGCUACAUGGCAGCUGUUAACAGUUCGGGCAACUGCUAUGUGUGGAAUCUUACAGGAGGCAUCGGAGAGGAGGUCACACAGCUGAUCCCCAAGACAAAAAUCCCGGCCCACAAGCGUUAUGCUCUGUGCUGCAAGUUUAGUCCAGACUCUACGCUUCUUGCCACUUGCUCAGCUGACCAGACCUGUAAGAUAUGGAGAACAUCUAACUUCUCCUUGAUGACGGAGCUAAGCAUUAAAAGCAAUAACCCAGGUGAAACAUCACGAGGCUGGAUGUGGGACUGUGCCUUCUCGGGGGAUUCCCAGUACAUCGUAACAGCGUCCUCGGAUAACCUGGCCAGACUGUGGUGUGUGGAGACGGGGGAGAUAAAGAGGGAGUAUAGUGGUCACCAGAAGGCCGUUGUUUGCCUGGCUUUCAAUGACAGUGUGUUGGGCUGAAGUGUGUGCCCAUAUCUUUCCUUGAGUCUGCGCUAUAUAAGAUAUCUGCUGCUGAUGAGGUGAAGAAUGGUGGACUUUAAAAGAUGGUCACGUUGACGUUUACAGGCCAGAACUGGUUCAGCAGAAAUAGGACUUUUUGCAUACUGAUCUACAGUGUAAUUAAGUGCCCUAGAGAUCAUCAUUCUUCACCAUGUGUGUGUACAGUACAUGUUACUGUGCACAUUUGCAUGAGUUUUUGUCUGGGUGAGUAUGCUCGACUUUGUAUGUGUACAUACUGAUGGGUGACACAGUGUUCACAUUGGUGUCCACAAGUGUCCCUCUGUGUAAUUGUGCCUGCCCCUCAAUCCCUAUACACAUUUCUGUAGGAGAAGGCAUGCUCCUUUGCCUCUUGCUACACUUCUAGUGUGUUUCUUCCAGCUUGUGUGCACGCCUUACUUUGCCAUAAAAGCACAACACAGUAGAUCUGGUUUUUGACAAGGCUGACACAUAGCACACAGAACAAACAACACUGACACACACUUAACAACUUUAUUGUGUUACACUUGCAGUGAUGGCACAUGGGCAGAAGGAGAUCUUUGUUCAUUCUGGGAGGUAAUAGAAGCAGACAGAGACACAGAUAUUGCUGGGGAAGCAGAUGUCUAGGCAGAAAUAAAUUAACCUUUGUCUUCCUGGGCCUGUAAAGGACAAACGAGAAGGUCACUUCAAGAUAAGCACAUCAGAAACAGUACCUUGGCCCAGGGGCAACCAUGAUCUGUCAGCAUGGGUUUAAGGUUUCAUUGUAUCAUGCUGUAGUGUUGUACUGGCUACUGUGAAUAUGUUGAUACUGUCCUAUGACUGGGACAUACCAACACAGCUCGGGCUGAUCACUGUAGAGAAGGAGCAGAUCAUAAUAAUUACUAGACAUGUCAUGUAAGGUUCUAACUGUUCUGGAAAGUUUCUUGUAUCUAAUACUAGCAGAAGCAUUUUUUGCCAUUUUGCGUCUGACCUCUGUAAUAUAAUCCUGUUUGUCAGAGCAUGCUCUGCGGUUAAGAUUAAAACAUUUACAUGUUU
This is a messenger RNA of Erpetoichthys calabaricus (reedfish), 2310 nucleotides long. It is a transcript of the gene mlst8, whose product is annotated as MTOR associated protein, LST8 homolog (S. cerevisiae). Gene Ontology annotation, biological process: TOR signaling; regulation of actin cytoskeleton organization. NCBI's taxonomy places the organism in Eukaryota, Metazoa, Chordata, Cladistia, Polypteriformes, Polypteridae. The transcript has 9 exons. The coding region runs from base 280 to 1260 and encodes 326 amino acids. The record is from RefSeq and is a predicted model, not a curated record. Gene Ontology annotation, cellular component: TORC1 complex; TORC2 complex. Gene Ontology annotation, molecular function: protein binding.